ACGACGACGCAUUCCGUGCUCCGUGCUCCGUACUCUGUGUCCGGCGCAAGACAGCCGUUGCCGUUGCCGUAGCCGUGGCCGUAGCCGUAGCCAUCGCCGUCGGCAGCGACGCUGUCAUCAGUUCAUUGUAGACAUUUUCCCGGCACGGACGCGCGCUCUAUAAGCGGGCGGAAAACAGUCGACGCACCGAACGGAGUUUGCUUUGGGCUUUGCCACAGUUUCGGUUGAGGUUUCCACUCGAUUUUCAUUAGGCGACCGCAAACGGGACGCGAGCCGCAGACGUGGACGUGAACGUGAACGUGGACCCAACAAAAUGUUAACCGUGCAGCACAUUUAAACGACAAACAAAUGAAAAAAUUCUCUGUCACAGUUUUCAGCAGCUGCGCUCGCACCCACAACCCCGAAACGGCAGGCCGCAGUCCAACAAACUGAAUGACAACCUGAGCCGCAGUUGUCCAGGAGUCUGCCACUGGGCCAAAGAGUAGCUGGAGCAGCAGGAACAGAAGCGCCCGUAGCCAUGGGUGAUCUUCAGGCAACCAUCGAGUUCUCCGUUGAGCUGCACAAGUUCUUCAAUGUGGACCUCUUUCAACGCGGACUCUACCAGGUGCGCUGCGGCCUGCGCGUUUCGCCACGCCUACCCGUCCAGGUGGAGACAAGCAUACCCGAAUCGAGCAAUAUCAAACCGAAUGGAGCCAACGGACACGGCGCCGGCUCCAUUGAGCCAGCCAGUGAUAGCGAGCGUGAACAUGAACUGGCCUCGCCGGUGGAUGCUGCCACAGUGCCGGGCAUCGGCAGCUGCACAUCCGCAUCCAUAAUCAAUGGCAGCGGCGCCUCGCGUAUAUUCCAGAUACUCUAUCGCAACGAGGAGGUGCCGCUGCGCGAUGUCAUACACUUUCGCAGUCAUCUGUUGGUUGACAGCCGUCACCUGAAGGAGUCCAUCGAACGAGCUGAGUUCUCAUUGCAGCUGGAACUGUGGUUCGGCGAACAGAAUGGCACCAGCCAGUUGACGUUGGCCUCCACACGCAACCUGCAGCUCAACUUUCAUCCGGGACGCGGCCUGCACUAUCAUCUGCCCGUGCUGUUCGACUACUUCCACUUGGCGGCCAUCAGUGUGGGCAUUCAUGCCAGUCUCGUGGCCCUGCAUCAGCCAUAUAUCAAACUGCAGCAUUUGGGCGGCAUUCAUGGCAGGGGCGUGGCAUCGCUACUGCUGCUGCCAGCCAGCAACUUACUGCAACCAUGGCGCAGUCAAUUUUUACGCCGUUUGAUUCAGCAAAACGCGCCGCGCAGCUCGAAGCCCUGGAGUGCCGGUAAGCUGAGCUGCCGUGGGAACACCUCGCCGGGCCCACUGGAGGCGGUGUUCUUUGGGCCACAGAUUGGCGGCACCACCAAAUGCAGCGGCGGGCCCACCGGCCGUCUGCUGCAGUCCCGCCAGAUCCAUCGGGACAUCUGCUGCCUGCUGCUCGGCGCCAUCGAGCAGCUGAAGGCGACCCUUAACGAGUUCAGUACCGUGCUGCCGCCCAGCAUCAAUUCACAGAUUGGCUCACCGCCGCUGAGGGAGAACGACACGGGGGAGCGUCUGCAGCAGCUCUUGGAACAGGCCAAGCUGCUCGAGGCGGAGGAUGACUUUGCCACGCUGGCCAACUCGGACAUAGCGCAGCUGUGCGCGGAGAACAUCUUCUGGUGGCGCCGUGUGCUGCUCGCCUCUCGAUCCUCGACGGCGGUGCACACCCUGCUCGCCCGCAAGCACCACAUCCUGCGGGUGCGCCGCUUUGCCGAGGGUUUCUUUGUGCUGGAACAGCCUCGACAUGCGGCCGCCGGCUGCCUGGAGGUGAACAGCAGUCCGGGUCAUUGCCAGGGCUAUGCGGGCAUUGCGGAGCUGGCAAGACGCAGUCGCUAUCUUCAGUCGCUGCCGCCGCUGCCCGUCCACUGCACGCCCAUUGAUGGAGAUGCGGCGUCGCUGCCGCUGAUAUUUGAGGAUCGGUAUGUGGUGCCCGGUGCCGGCUACGCGAGGCGUCGCUCCGGCAGUGAUCCGCAGCUGGAGGAGACAACCGCGACGGGCAAGAAGAAGACGCCGGAUAAGACGCACUCGAGCAGCAGCCUGAACGGCACCAAGGAUUGCCUGGCCUGUCACUUCGACUACGACUAUCCGCCGAGCAACGGCAACGGCCCGGCCCAUCCGCAUGCCAAAUGCGUGGUCACGCCCCGUUUCGCGCUGGGCGGCGAGGUGCUGCAGGCCAGCCUGACCAUAGCACCCAGCAACAAGGAGGCUCAGCCAAUUGCCCUGCGUCACAAUCUGUCCAGGCAUUCGGUCACCGGCCUGCUGGAGGAUCUCGAUACUGAGGGCAAUGAGCCCACGUUGCCAACCACACGGCACAGCAAGUCGCUGGAUCAGCUAGAUGGCGGCCAGACCACCACCGAGACGCACAUGCUCGAGCCCGCCUGCAAUGGACGCCAGGUGAGCUACAACACGCUGCCCGCGGGUCUGGCCCGACUCCAGGCGGACGACCUAAUGCGCAACAUCUGCGAGUUCCGGGAGCGCUACGGGAAUGCCAGCAAAUUCGACUACUUACACGAAAUCAAGCUGCUCAAUCCGCCCAAGCAGCAGCAGCAGCAGCUGCAGCAACAGUCUGUGGGCACUGGCGCCUACAAUUCGCUGCCCAAGAGCAUGUUGCCGCCGCGCAACUCUUAUCCACCGCCACCGCCCAGCCAGUACACGACCAUGCCGCGAAGCAGCAGCUCUCAGAUACCCAGAGCCGUGGAGAUAGCCCGGGUGCGUGUGUCUGACAUCAAAGAGAUGUUGCGCCAGGGUCAGGCCGCGGGCACGCUGCGCAAGGAGUCCAGCAGCUCGGAGAGCGACAUGAUGCAAAAGCUGCAGCUGCUCAGCUCGAGCAGUGUGCCCUUCCGGCUGGACGCCACAACGACGGUGAACAGCAACAACAACACGAACAGCAGCGAUCCAAAUACGAGCGGAUUCAGUGAAUCGCUGCCCAAUUUGGCUCCGCCACCGGAAUUUGAGUCGGACGCGCGCAGACAGCGUAGCAAUUCGACAUCCUCGCUAAGCGAGGAGAGCGGCUGGGUCAGCAGCCGGCGCAGCUCGUUGGCCAUAUCCAGUCCGGACACAAUCACCAGCACCGGGCAGCAUCAGAAGAAUCAGCGGCAGACACAGCUCAACCUGGGCAUGGGCAUGGGCCUGGAGACGCGGCUCAAUGGCGAGCAGCUGCGUCUGCGGCUCCAGAAACUACUGGAGCAACAGCAGCAACCACAGAAGCAAACCAGAAAGCGCCAGUCGGCGGGUUCCAGCCAGAGCCGCACGCCCGCACGACAACAACAGCAGCAGGAGAAGGAGAAGGAGCUGCACAAGAAGAUCUCAUCCGUGACCGUGACAAUCAGGAAGGAGCGUUCACGUUUUCAGCUGGAUCGGCUGCGUCAGCUGCCCAAUGGCGAGUCCACCGAGGUGGAGGACCUGGAACGUCCACCGCCGCGGCGCAGCCGGCACAAAGCCGGCACCGCCUCCGCCAAGUGCGAAAAGUCCAAGUCCGACUUUGAUAUAACCAGCUUAAAGGAUAUGCAGCCGCUGGAUGCCGUAUGCCUGCCGCCGCCGCAGCAGUUUCAGGAUCAGGAGCUGGACCAGGUGGUUGCACCACCGCCACCCGAUGAGUUUCGCGAUCCACCACCGGAACCGGCACCCACUCCAACUGCAGCUACGAUCCCCGUGCCUGUUGCCCUGCCACUAGCCAUUCCUGCACCGCCGGCCGUGACCAAGUCGAAGGCCAAGUCCAUGCCCUGCCAUGUGCUGAAUGCGCCAACGGCAUCGGCGCUCAAGGAACGCCAGCCCAUCGGAGCCAUUGACAAUCCAGUGUACCACAUUUACGAGUCGCUGCGUCCUAUGUCCACGCCAGCGAUCUUCAGCAACAAGCCGGUGCUGAAAUCCCACAGCCUGGCGGAGCUCAAGCGACCACCGCAGCAUCAAUGCAAAACGCCCGGCCAGGAGAAUGGGCUGGAUGCGGAGCCGGACGAGAAUAAGGAGAAUGCCAAUGGUAAAGUUGUGGGACGUGGCAAGCCAUCAAACGGCUCCGUAGCCAAGCACAAGCGCAAGAGUCCGCCGGCUGGUCAGGCUGGCCAGGAGGCCAGUCCGAGCAUUUCGCUGCUGGAGUUCGAGAAGUGCCGCGAGGAGUUCCGCAAGCAAGUCAAGUACCAGGGCAACAUCUACUCCGACUACGUGCAGCUGGCCUCGGAGCUGCCCUAUUUCUACAUCAGUGACGAGUAUCGCGCCUUCUCACCAAAUGGCAUGCACCUGGUCAUCUGUGUGCACGGACUGGAUGGCAAUUCGGCGGAUCUGCGUCUGGUGCGCACCUAUCUGGAGCUGGGUCUGCCCGGCGUAAAUCUCGAGUUUCUCAUGUCCGAGCGCAACCAGGGCGACACUUUCUCCGACUUUGAUACCAUGACUGAUCGGCUGGUGGCCGAGAUUCUUUACCAUAUCGACAGCUGCGGGCUGAACCCAGCACGCAUCUCGUUCGUGGCCCAUUCCCUGGGCACCAUCAUAGUGCGCAGCGCCCUGGCGCGUCCACAGAUGCGGCCACUGCUGCCGCGCCUGCACACUUUCCUCUCGCUCUCCGGUCCACAUCUGGGCACGCUCUACAACACCAGCGGCCUGGUUAACAUGGGCAUGUGGUUCAUGCAAAAGUGGAAGAAGUCCGGCUCCCUGCUGCAGCUGUGCAUGCGCGACACCACGGACAUGCGCAACAGCUUCCUCUACAGGCUGAGCCAGCGGAGCACCUUGCAUCACUUCAGCAACAUUCUGCUGUGCGGCUCCAGUCAGGAUCGCUAUGUACCCGCGCACUCGGCGCGUCUGGAGCUGUGCAAGGCCGCCAUGCGGGAUAACUCCUCCUUGGGCACAAUCUACAGGGAAAUGGUGCACAAUGUCAUUGCGCCCAUCCUGGCCCGACCGGAACUGACGCUCGCCCGGUUCGAUGUGCACCACGCCCUGCCCCACACAGCCAACACGCUGAUCGGAAGAGCUGCCCACAUUGCGGUGCUGGACUCGGAGCUGUUCAUCGAAAAGUUUAUGUUGAUUGCGGGCCUGAAGUACUUCAGUUAACAUGGCUAAUACGAAACCGGGCUAGACUAAUCAACAGGAUAAGUUCUGCUGGCUUUUGAACAGCCGUAUACUCGUAUUUUAAUGUUAUUUAAUAUGUAUAACUAGAUUCGAUUCAGUUCGAAACACACACAGGGUACAAUACUCUUUUACUACUUUAUCCAAUCGAGAACAAGUUUCUUCAGCCAACAAAUUUCAGCUGCAGUUCAGUUGGAAUAAGGAAUUUAUUGAAGCAAAUUGUUAGACUUGAAAUUUUAUACCAAAGCGAAUCUUUUGUAGAGAAUUGAUUACUAAAUAGUAAAAACACACACAUACGAAA
Drosophila virilis is the source of this 5414-nucleotide messenger RNA. The record is from RefSeq and is a predicted model, not a curated record. NCBI's taxonomy places the organism in Eukaryota, Metazoa, Arthropoda, Insecta, Diptera, Drosophilidae.